This is a messenger RNA of Nannizzia gypsea CBS 118893, 306 nucleotides long. RefSeq lists its product as hypothetical. The transcript is spliced from 4 exons. Bases 1 to 306 code for a protein of 101 amino acids. Lineage: Eukaryota; Fungi; Ascomycota; Eurotiomycetes; Onygenales; Arthrodermataceae. The record is from RefSeq and is a predicted model, not a curated record.
AUGCAGUUCUUCACUACCUUGCUCCUUUUGGUGCCAUUUGUCCUGGCCGCACCUGGUGACGACCUUGGCACCCGUCACAGUGAUUUCCGCUGCACUGCUGCAUCAACCCUCCACCUCAUCGAGGGCGAAUGUACCACCGCUAGCGGCGCCCUGUCCAUCAACUUCCUCAAGGACACCGACUGCGACCUCCAUGCGACCACCGACUGCUCUGACACCCCAGACUACCGACUCCUGCAGCAGGGAUGCCGCAACUUCAUGCCAGGUGAUGAGAAGUACAAGGCAAUCAGGUGUGCUGCUAAGGCAUAA